AAUACUCGAUUCCAAUUUCCCCAUUUUUUUUUGUUUUUUGUCAAAAUAAUCUGAAAACUGAGCGGAAUUUGGAAGAUUUCGUUCGCAUUGAAGCAAUCGCGCGCGAAUUUGAUCGGCCCUAUAUGGACGGACCGCUCGGAGACGACGAUCGGAACGCCCUGGAGGGGCUCUCCAAUUCUCCUCCCAACCGGAAGGCCCAUUCCUACAGCCAGCAGUUGCGGACCAACACAGGGACCCUCCACAAGCGCCACCACCAGUUCCGCAAGCACAGCCUCGACGACGACCGCAUUCCUAAUAAGAUUGCCAGCAAUUCCUACGCCGUCUACGAAAACUCCGACGACGAGGAUGAUUUCUACCCCUAUUCCAUCAACAACAAUUGCGCCACCAGCGGCGCAGGCGGCAGCGGCAGCGAGCGCUACGACUACCCCGGUCUCAGCCAGAGCCUCGAUAGCCCUACCGCUGACGGGUCCGAUGAUUUGCCGUACCAGCAAUCGCUUCCGGAGUUCGUCGGGGCUGGGGGAACCACGGGGAUUUUCAGAUCCCCAUCGCGGGCCGCGGUGCACCCGGGCCGUCCGCCUUGCCUCGAGCUAAGGCCUCACCCUCUCAGAGAAACCCAGGUGGGGAGAUUUUUGAGGUCGAUCGCUUGCACAGAGACGCAGCUAUGGGCGGGGCAGGAAUGCGGGGUGAGAGUGUGGAAGUUUUCUGAUGCAUACGAGCCGGGAAUAGGGGUGGGUGGGAGAGCCAAGAGAGGGGACGAGGAUGCGUCACCAUUUUAUGAGUCUGCGAAUACAUCUCCAGCACUGUGUUUGCUGGUUGAUCAGGGAAGUAGGUUGGUAUGGAGUGGGCAUAAGGAUGGCAAGAUUAGGUCAUGGAAGAUGGACCUUCCUUAUGAUGAUGUUCCUUUCAAGGAAGGCCUGUCUUGGCAGGCUCAUCGUGGUCCAGUUCUGUCCAUGGUGAUUACUUCUUAUGGUGAUAUAUGGUCGGGUUCUGAAGGAGGAAUAAUAAAGGUCUGGCCAUGGGAAGCGAUUGAAAAAUCACUCUCUCUUUCUCCAGAAGAAAGACAUAUGGCUGCAUUACUGGUGGAGAGGUCAAGCAUUGAUCUUAAGAGCCAAGUUACUGUUAAUGGUGUUUGUAGUAUCUCAUCCUCUGAGGUUAAGUGUUUGUUGUCAGAUCAUGUUAGAGCUAAGGUGUGGGCAGCUGCAUCUUUAUCCUUCUCAUUAUGGGAUGCUAAGACCAGAGAACUUGUGAAAGUAUAUAACGUAGACGGUCAGGUUGAGAACCGAGUUGACGCUCCAUCAGCACAAGAACAAGCAGUUGAAGAUGAGAUGAAUGUUAAGUUUGUGUCUAAAAGCAAAAAAGAAAAAUCCACCUUUCUGCAGCGGUCUCGCAACGCUUUAAUGGGAGCAGCAGAUGCUGUUCGCCGAGUUGCAACUAAAGGGACAGGGGCAUUUAAUGAAGAUGCAAAGAAAACAGAAGCACUGACAAUUGCUUCUGACGGAAUGAUCUGGACUGGAUGUUCGGGUGGCUUGCUUGUGCAGUGGGAUGGAAAUGGAAACCGCAUACAAGAUUUUCAUCACCAUCAUUGUGCUGUUCUAUGCUUUUGCACUCAUGGAUCACGGAUAUGGGUUGGCUAUGUUAGCGGGAUGGUGCAGGUGUUGGACCUGGAAGGAAACAUACUUGCAGGGUGGAUUGCUCACAACGGCCCUGUCAUAAAGAUGGCAGUUGGGAACGACUAUAUUUUUAGCUUAGCUAAUCAUGGUGGCAUUCGGGGAUGGAGCAUUGCUUCCCCAGGCCCCAUUGAUAAUAUUAUACGACCAGCAUUGGCGGAAAAAGAAGACGUGUAUACCAGAUAUGAAUGCAUCCGAAUUUUAAUUGGAACAUGGAAUGUUGGUCAAGGAAAGGCAUCACAAGAAGCACUUAUGGCAUGGCUGGGUUCUGCAGUGUCGGAUGUUGGAAUUGUAGUUGUUGGAUUGCAAGAAGUGGAAAUGGGUGCUGGAUUCCUUGCCAUGUCUGCUGCAAAGGAAACUGUAGGACUUGAAGGAAGUUCUCUUGGACAAUGGUGGCAGGACGCUAUAGGAAAGGCUUUGGAUGAAGGACCAACUUUUGAACGCGUUGGUGCAAGGCAAUUGGCUGCUUUGCUUAUCACUAUCUGGGUAAGAAAGACACUAAGGACACACAUAGGGGACCUUGAUGUUGCUGCAGUCGCAUGUGGCUUGGGCCGUGCAAUUGGUAAUAAGGGUGGCGUAGGUUUGAAGUUGAGAGUAUAUGACCGCAUUAUGUGCUUUGCAAACUGUCAUUUUGCAGCACAUUUGGAAGCAGUCAAUCGCAGAAAUGCUGAUUUUGACCAUAUAUUUCGAACAAUGACUUUCACUCGGUCUUCUAACAUCAAUGCUGUUGCUCCUGUCCCCUCUGCUGCUCAAAUGCUUCGUGGACCAAAUGCUGCAGUAGUUAAUCAUGAUGAUGGAAAGCCUGACCUUGCUGAAGCUGAUCUGGUCACUUUCUGUGGUGAUUUUAAUUAUCGUCUUUUUGGAAUAUCAUAUGAUGAAGCAAGGGACUUUGUUUCACAACGAUGCUUUGAUUGGCUUCGAGAAAAGGAUCAACUUAGAGCAGAGAUGAAAGCUGGUAAAGUUUUUCAAGGGAUGCGUGAAGCCAUCAUCAGAUUCCCUCCAACAUACAAGUUUGAAAGGGGGAAACCAGGGCUUGGAGGAUAUGAUUCGGGCGAAAAGAAACGAAUUCCAGCCUGGUGUGACAGGGUACUAUAUCGAGAUAGCCGUGCAGCUCCGUCAAUGAAAUGCAGUUUAGAGAGCCCUGUUGUAGCUUCCAUUUUACAGUAUGAUGCUCUCAUGGACGUGACAGAAAGCGAUCAUAAACCAGUGCGAUGCAAAUUAAAUGUUGAUAUUGCCCAUGUUAAUAGAUCCAUUAGAAGACAAGAGUUUGGGCAAAUUUUUCAGUACAAUGAUAAGAUCAGAGAGGCACUGGAAGAACUGCGUUGUGUUCCAGAUAUAAUGCUUAACACUGACAAGAUAGUUCUUCAGAACCAAGAAACUUUCAAUUUGAGAAUAACCAACAAAAGUGGAAAAGAUAAAGCUUUCUUUGAGAUACUAUGCAAAGGACAAGCUACAGUCAGGGAGGAGGAUGAACACCCAUUAGACUAUCGCCCCCGAGGAUCCCUAGGGUUUCCUCGCUGGCUUGAGGUUUCACCGGCAAUUGGGAUGAUCAAACCUGACCAAUCCGUAGAGGUCGUUGUGCGGCACGAUGAAUUCCACACCCCCGAAGAAUUUGUUGACGGAAUUCCUCAAAGCUGGUGGUCUGAAGACACCAGAGAUAAAGAAGUAGUUUUGUUGAUCAAUGUGGAAGGCAGUCGGACUAUUGAGUCAGUAACACAUAAACUCCAUGUGCGCCACUGCUUCUCUCCCGGAUCAAAUGCAGUUAUUAGCAGUGAAACGAGGAGCAGCAGCACAAGAAGAACAGGAAGUUCCCACCAGAGGUCUUCUCUCAAGCAUGUAGGCAGUGCAAAUAAUAUCGUUGACGAUCAGCGAAAUCUGCGGGGUCCAUGAAGCUGCUGCACAAAGAGGCUAAAGACAAAAGCACCCAAGAGUGUGCUCUUGAUUCCAGGAGGCUUUUCUCAUUAGCUGAAUUCUUACACCUGAUAGCAUGCUGAUGUAAAUACUCGGUCCGCUCUUUAGUUUUGAAGCCUGGCCUCUUCAGUGUCCAGCUCAGAAAACCUGGUAUUU
Messenger RNA from Cuscuta campestris, 3734 nucleotides. NCBI's taxonomy places the organism in Eukaryota, Viridiplantae, Streptophyta, Magnoliopsida, Solanales, Convolvulaceae. The record is from the annotation of a GenBank genome assembly.